Messenger RNA from Alternaria alternata, 1400 nucleotides. RefSeq lists its product as hypothetical. NCBI's taxonomy places the organism in Eukaryota, Fungi, Ascomycota, Dothideomycetes, Pleosporales, Pleosporaceae. The transcript has 2 exons. The record is from RefSeq and is a predicted model, not a curated record. Bases 42 to 1400 code for a protein of 452 amino acids.
AUCCACGCAACAUCACCGUCGUCCGCAUUCUUUGCUACGGCAUGGCUACAUUCCAUCUUUUUCCACGACUCCCUGCAGAACUUCGUCUUCGGGUAUGGGAGCUGACUGUGGAGCCUCGCACCGUCAAGGUUGGUUUCAAAAGCAGAUAUGAAGGAGAGCUUUGGCAGACCACAGCCUUAUAUUCAAAGACGCCCAUACCAGCGCCACUUCAGACCUGCCGGGAGUCGCGGAACGCUGGAUUAUACCAGCGUUGUUUCACUGAGCUCUGUGUCCUUAACAGCAACAGGAAGAACGCGCAGAAAAAGUACCGCCGUGACGGAUAUGUGUGGGAAGGGCAAUACAGCUAUGUCUGGUGCAAUCUGGAUAUCGACAUGAUUUACAUCGACGGUUGGUUGUUUGAAGAUUUCGAGAGUAUUGCACAUCUCAUCAAACGACUGAAAUUUUGGCGCAACAUGGAUGAAUUUUGGAGGCGUCCGGCUGGCCCUGGCCCUGGUUGUGACGCCCUUCGCUGGUUCAAAAAUGUGUCGGAGAUUCACGUGGUGCUCGACGAAUCGGACGAUUUUGCGAGCUGGCAUGGGACUUCCUAUGAGGAUCCCUGGCCUUGUGACAACGUCUUGUUCAUAGACGAGAAGGAGGGCGAAGAGAUGCGGAUGAUGGACCUGGAGUACAAAUAUGAUCGUGAGGCCGAAUCGAGCACAUCUUUGAAACAGUCCCUAACCUUCGAGCGUGCAUCCACGAUCUCGAUCGCGUUGUCAGAACCGAUCCACACAUACCUCGAACUCUUCACACAUUCUAACAUGGCCACAUUCCACCCAUUCCCACGACUGCCGGCCGAACUCCGUGCUCAGAUAUGGCAAAUGACAGUGGAGCCUCGUAUAGUUGAAGUGCGCCUCAGGGUCCGGGGGAAAUGGGGUGAGAAGACGUUCAACAAGUUGACUUCGCCUACACCUGUACCAGCACCGCUGCAGACAUGUCGAGAAUCGCGGAACGCUGGACUAUACCAGCGUUGUUUCUCAGAUAUGCCUUGGCGCGGCGGCGCUGCGGAAGACGCAGAACCGCGCUACGUGUGGUUGAACCUGGAUAUCGACAUGGUUUCCAUCGGCUGGAGCCAAUUCGAAGCCUUCAGGCCUGUUGCGCACCUUAUCAAACGCCUGAGAUUUACGCGCGACAAUACCGAUGAGUAUUGGGCCCGUGGAGAUGAACCCGACGAGCUUUGCCACUACAAAAACGUGUCGGAAAUCCAUGUGGUGCUUUGCGAAGGCAGCGAAUUUGAGGAAUGGCAAUGGGCUGCGCAGGACUACACCUGGCCUUGCGGGAAGGAGAAUGUGUUAUUCAUAGACUACGAACAGGGACAAGAGAUGAAGUUGACAGACCUGGAGAACAAGUAUGAUCAUUUCUGA